This is a messenger RNA of Vanessa tameamea, 1116 nucleotides long. Its product is annotated as trimeric intracellular cation channel type 1B.1. Gene Ontology annotation, cellular component: membrane. The record is from RefSeq and is a predicted model, not a curated record. Bases 178 to 1005 code for a protein of 275 amino acids. The transcript is spliced from 7 exons. Gene Ontology annotation, molecular function: identical protein binding; potassium channel activity. Gene Ontology annotation, biological process: potassium ion transmembrane transport. Lineage: Eukaryota; Metazoa; Arthropoda; Insecta; Lepidoptera; Nymphalidae.
GAUUGUAGAGAGUUGACAAAAAUAAUCAAAAAAGCCGAUACAUUGCUUCCGACCAGCCAGUCUCGCGGCUACUUCGCCCGCGGAUAGUCGCGGACACGUCACCGUGACAUAUUAUUGUCGGUGUUCAGUUGGAUUAUAUUCCCUUUUAUAUCGGGAGCUGCUCAAAAAUCAUCAACCAUGGAUCCCGAAGCGUUCUUAGACCUGGCCAAUCAGGUCAUAAAACUUAAAAUGUACCCAUAUUUUGACGUAGCGCAUUCUUUGCUCUGCGCUUUAGCGGUGCGAGAAGAUUUAGGAGCUGGUGCGCAGGCUUUUUCCCGCAAGCAUCCUUUGUCAUGCUGGUUGUCCACUAUGCUCGUGAUCUUCGCGGGCGGCAUGGUGGCCAACGGGCUGCUCGGGGAGCCUAUCCUUGCGCCGCUCAAGAACACGCCGCAACUUGUAAUAGGAACUGUAACUUGGUAUGUGGUGUUCUACAUGCCCUUUGACGUCGGUUAUAAGGUGGCCAAAUUUCUCCCUGUAAAGGUGGCUGCUUCGGCUAUGAAGGAAAUAUAUCGAGCUAAAAAAGUAUAUGACGGUGUCAGUCAUGCUGCUAAGCUGUAUCCCAAUGCGUACAUUAUAAUGGUUAUUGUAGGUACACUGAAAGGAAAUGGUGCUGGAUUUACGAGACUAGUUGAACGACUCAUACGUGGAGCGUGGACUCCUACCGCUAUGGAAACAAUGCAACCUAGCUUCUACACAAAGGCUUCUCUGGUGGCUUCCGUGAUAUUUGUGCUUGACAAAAAGACUGAUUUAAUCUCGGCGCCACAUGCACUUGUCUACUUUGGCAUCGUGAUCUUUUUCGUAUAUUUCAAGUUGUCUUCCAUUCUGUUGGGUAUACACGAUCCAUUCGUACCAUUUGAAAAUCUAUUCUGCGCCUUAUUCAUGGGUGGUAUUUGGGACUCACUUGCAAAAUUGUUAGGCAAAGGUCAGCCUAAGGAAGAGACCAAGGAUGCGAAAAAAACUAAUUAGUUAUUUAAAAAUGUUAUCAGCGAUCAACUGACACCGACAAUACAAGCUGCGACGUUAUCUUUUAGUUCAUCAAAUAAUUAAAAGAGUAAAAUAAAAAAAAAAUAAAAAAAA